AUGGAGCAGAAGAAUUCAACAGGACUCCAAAAUAUUCCAUUGGCGAAAUUAGAUAAUGAAGAUACUCGAUACUCCUCAUUCUCUAAACGAAGUUCUGGCUUAUACAAAAACGCUAGUGAACUUGUUAGAGAAUGUGAUGUCGAUCUUGGAAUUGCUAUUUCUUCAUCAACAGGUGAACAACUUGUUGUUGUAGAAGCACGUAACAAAGUCUGCCAAUAUGAUGAUAUGAUUAAGGAAUUUGAUAUAAUUGAAAAAAUUACCAAUAAAAAAAUACGCUUGUCAGACCAAAUAAAUGAGGGUUGGUGGGAGUCCAUAGACCGAUUCAGUAUAGAUGAUACAAUGAGGUUUGAAGCUUGGUUAACUUUCGGUGAAUUCACCAAAAGUUAA
Solanum tuberosum (potato) is the source of this 387-nucleotide messenger RNA. RefSeq names its product MADS-box transcription factor 31-like. The transcript is spliced from 2 exons. The coding region runs from base 1 to 387 and encodes 128 amino acids. Lineage: Eukaryota; Viridiplantae; Streptophyta; Magnoliopsida; Solanales; Solanaceae. Gene Ontology annotation, molecular function: protein dimerization activity; DNA binding. The record is from RefSeq and is a predicted model, not a curated record.